Molecule: messenger RNA, 2729 nt
Organism: Arachis duranensis
Lineage: Eukaryota; Viridiplantae; Streptophyta; Magnoliopsida; Fabales; Fabaceae
Product: adagio protein 1
Exons: 2
Coding region: 270-2108 (612 amino acids)
Biological process (GO): circadian rhythm; response to blue light
Cellular component (GO): SCF ubiquitin ligase complex; cytosol; nucleus
Molecular function (GO): protein binding
Source: RefSeq, a predicted model, not a curated record
GGGUGGCAGUAGGCAGCUCUAUCUAUCUCUCUCUGAAUUCCCGAUCUUUCUCUUUUCUCUCUCUGUCUCACUGUAAUAACAAAACAAAAACAGAAACAAAAAACGAAAGAACCUCAUCGACCUCUCUCUGUCUCUUCGCCACUCAUUUCACUUACCAAACCUCACUUCGAUUCUCAUUCUCAUUAUUCCAAUUCUCCCUCUCUCCCUUCUCAUGGGUUGAACCACCGCGCUUCUCAAUUACCCAAUCAAAUCACACUUACAAUAUCUCAAUGGAGUGGGACAGCAAUUCCGAUCUCAGCACCGAUGACGACGAACCCUUCCUCCGCGGCGGCUCCAACGACGACGAAGAUUUCGGUGUCGGACCUAUCCCUUUCCCGGUUCUCCAAACCGCGCCGUGCGGCUUCGUGGUUACUGACGCGCUCGAACCUGACCAACCUAUCAUAUACGUCAACACCGUCUUCGAGAUGAUUACCGGCUACCGUGCUGAGGAAGUUCUCGGUCGCAACUGCCGCUUUUUGCAGUGUCGAGGCCCAUUUGCUAAGCGAAGGCAUCCACUGGUGGACUCAACAGUAGUAGCAGAAAUUAGAAGAUGCCUCGAAGAAGGGGUUGAAUUUCAAGGUGAGUUGCUGAACUUUAGGAAAGAUGGAUCUCCACUUAUGAACAGACUGCGGCUGACACCUAUAUAUGGAGAUGAUGAGAUAACUCAUGUCAUUGGAAUCCAGUUCUUCACAGAGGCAAACAUUGAUCUUGGUCCUCUUCCAGCUUCAACUAAGGAGUCUACUAAAUCAGAUCGUUUUCGAUCCGUGCUUUCCUCAUUGCAUCCUCGUGAGGUGGGGGACCGAAAUGUGACUCGUGGCCUCUGUGGAAUAUUGCAAUUGAGUGAUGAAGUAAUUUCUCUCAAGAUACUUGCUCGCUUAACUCCAAGAGAUAUUGCAUCAGUUGGUUCUGUUUGUAGGCGUUUGUAUGAGCUGACAAGAAAUGAAGAUCUAUGGAGAAUGGUGUGCCAAAAUGCAUGGGGAUGUGAGACUACACGUGUUUUAGAGACCGUGCCUGGUGCAAGGAGACUUGGAUGGGGUCGGUUGGCAAGGGAGUUGACCACACUUGAAGCAGCAGCAUGGAGGAAACUGACCGUUGGAGGUGCUGUUGAACCCUCACGCUGUAAUUUCAGCGCAUGUGCAGUUGGCAACAGGGUUGUCCUAUUUGGUGGUGAAGGAGUUAACAUGCAACCUAUGAAUGACACCUUUGUAUUAGAUCUUAAUUCUAGUAAUCCCGAGUGGCAACACGUCCAGGUGAGCUCUCCUCCUCCUGGUCGUUGGGGCCACACACUUUCUUGUGUUAAUGGUUCCCGCUUGGUUGUAUUUGGAGGGUGUGGAAGGCAGGGCUUACUUAAUGAUGUCUUUGUUCUUGACCUGGAUGCAAAGCCUCCAACUUGGCGAGAAAUUUCUGGAUUGGCACCUCCACUUCCUAGAUCAUGGCACAGCUCUUGCACUCUUGAUGGUACCAAGUUGAUAGUUUCUGGAGGCUGUGCUGAUUCUGGAGUCCUCUUGAGUGAUACUUUCCUCCUUGAUUUGUCAAUGGAGAAACCUGUCUGGAGGGAGAUACCAGUGACAUGGACUCCACCUUCUCGUCUAGGCCACACCCUUUCUGUUUAUGGUGGUAGGAAAAUAUUGAUGUUUGGGGGUCUGGCCAAGAGUGGACCACUGCGUUUUCGCUCAAGUGAUGUAUUCACGAUGGAUUUAAGUGAGGAUGAACCGUGCUGGAGGUGUGUAACAGGGAGUGGGAUGCCUGGUGCUGGAAACCCUGGGGGAAUAGCUCCUCCUCCUAGGCUUGAUCAUGUGGCUGUUAGUCUUCCUGGUGGGAGAAUUCUGAUAUUUGGUGGGUCCGUUGCAGGACUUCAUUCUGCCUCCCAACUUUACAUCCUUGAUCCAACGGAUGAGAAGCCAACAUGGAGAAUCCUAAAUGUACCAGGGCGGCCUCCUAGAUUUGCAUGGGGACAUAGCACAUGUGUUGUUGGAGGGACAAGAGCUAUUGUGCUCGGUGGCCAAACGGGGGAGGAAUGGAUGCUAAGUGAGCUCCAUGAACUUUCCCUGGCAAGUUCUGUAAUCUAGAUCCUGUCAAUAAGUUGCAUGCUGUAGUGAAGGCAAUGUGCUACAAGGCUUUGGUUACAGUUGUGACAUCAUUUGGAGCACAAGUUGGCGGCAAAGGUUUGUAUUGGUCACUGAUAACUCUUGAGAAGCAUUACUCUUGUCGGAAAGUUUGUGUACUAAGUUGUUUGCACAAUGCAUUUUGUUGUAUAUGGUUGGUUCUGGCUCGAGAAGAACUUCUCAGCGAGUUGCAUACCAUGUUUGCUUUUUGUGAGGUUGUGUGAGACUUUGCCCUUCAGUAUGCACAAUGAAUUAUUCUUCCUGAAUAGAUUAAUAGUGCCUGAUAACAAGUAGGUAACAUUUUAGGGUAACUCACUUGAUCUCCCCCAUGUUUUGUUCAAAUUGUGUAAUUGAAACCGUGACAAACAAUAGAAAAAGGAAGGAAAAAAAAAAAAGUGAAUGCAUGUUCAUAGUAACGUAAUUAGGCAUAUUUUAUGUUAUGUAAGUCUACUGUUUUGUGUUUUAGAACGAGUCAGCUGACAUGGUCUUAAUUGGUUGUACUGCAAAAAGGUCUGAGAUAGGGAACACUGCAUAUUGUACAUAUUUUCGUGUAUAUUGUAAUAAUAUGGAGUAUGAUGAAAAGCA